Messenger RNA from Synchiropus splendidus (mandarinfish), 1092 nucleotides. RefSeq names its product neuropeptide Y receptor Y8a (gene npy8ar). The record is from RefSeq and is a predicted model, not a curated record. The coding region runs from base 1 to 1092 and encodes 363 amino acids. Gene Ontology annotation, molecular function: neuropeptide binding; neuropeptide Y receptor activity. The transcript has 4 exons. Gene Ontology annotation, biological process: G protein-coupled receptor signaling pathway. NCBI's taxonomy places the organism in Eukaryota, Metazoa, Chordata, Actinopteri, Syngnathiformes, Callionymidae. Gene Ontology annotation, cellular component: plasma membrane; neuron projection.
AUGUCAAAUGUCAGCCAGCCAGAGGUCUGGCAGGCGGAUUGGUCAGCCGCUCACCCGUGCACUGCUUCUGCCGGCGCCGCCGCCCUCCUGAUCACGGCGUACAGCGUGGUCGUGACCCUGGGGCUGCUGGGGAACGCCGGCCUGGUGUUUGUCGUCGCCCGGCAACAUGAGCUCCGCAACGUCACCAGCAUCCUGAUCGCCAACCUGUCGUGCUCCGACAUCCUCAUGUGCCUGGUCUGUCUGCCGGUCACCGUGGUCUACACGCUUAUGGACAGCUGGGUGCUCGGGGAGGUGCUGUGCAAGGUGACGCCAUUCGUCCAGUGCACCUCGGUGACCGUGUCCAUCUUCUCUCUGGUGCUGAUCGCUCUGGAGCGACACCAGCUGAUCCUGCACCCCACUGGGUGGUCGCCCAGCGCCGGACACUCCUACCUGGCGGUGGGACUCACCUGGCUGGUGGCCAGCUUCAUCUCGAUGCCGUUCCUGUCGUUCAACAUCCUGACUGACAUCCCCUUCCAGAACACCAGCCUGCCCGCUAGAGAUCAGGUGAUCUGCAUGGAGCUGUGGCCGUCGGAGAGACAGCGACUGGCGUACACCACGUCGCUGCUACUUUUCCAGUACUGCCUCCCCCUGCUGCUGGUGCUGCUCUGCUACCUGAGGAUCUUCUUGCGUCUACGGCGCCGAAGGGACAUGCUGGAUCGCGGACGAAGGACUCGAGGAGCUCACCGCAUCAACGCCAUGCUCCUGGCCAUCGUGGUGGCCUUCGCCCUCUGCUGGCUGCCUUUGAACAUCUUCAACACGCUCUUCGACUGGCACCACCAGGCGCUGCCCGACUGCCAGCACGACGCUGUCUUCUCUGCGUGCCACCUGACAGCGAUGGCGUCCACCUGCGUCAACCCACUGGUCUAUGGUUUCCUCAACAGCAACUUCCAGAGAGAGUUCAAGUCGCGGCUGCAGUGCGGGCGCCGGCCGGCAGGGAGCUAUCAGACCGUCCCCCUGUCGGUGGUGGGCAGUGACGGCACCACCAAGGCCACCACCCUUAGGUCCCCUCGAGCCACCAGAACCAUCCCCUCCAGCGAGCCACCUCACUGUUAG